Ceraceosorus bombacis is the source of this 2176-nucleotide messenger RNA. Lineage: Eukaryota; Fungi; Basidiomycota; Exobasidiomycetes; Ceraceosorales; Ceraceosoraceae. The record is from the annotation of a GenBank genome assembly.
AUGGCUCUCUCUGUUGCUCCACAAAGUGGCGCAUCUGACCCCUCCACAAGCUAUCGCAAUCUGCAAUCCGACGUAUGGGCUCGUCAUGCCCACCUCCUGAGCAAGCAAACUGGAAAUGGUGCACAGCCCACCCUCGAUGCUGCGCUUACAGCUAACGCACAGCCUAAACUUCGACCGCCGCCCGAUGUAGAUGAAGAGGAUGGAUCAUGGCAUAUCGGCGUGGUGCAUGGCCUCAAGGGGAAGCUGAGAGCGCGGGAUCAUCCGCGCUGGCACCUUGUCCGACAGGUGGAAGCGCUGGGAGACGCUGAUGAAGCGUCAUCUGAACCUCGCAAAACGUCGCAAGCGGAGCUCAUUGGCCGGCCGGGCGGUCUUGGUCCCAACUUUGUGAGCCGCUUUCGAUCUGCACCAGAAAAGUAGACGAGAUCUGCGCAGAGUACAGGCUGAAGUUUGAUGAUGCCGAACCCGUGUCUAGAUCCCUGCCGAAAUCACCAUCAGAAACGACAGCUCUCAGCGUUUCGUGGACACUGGGUGUGGACAAUUGCCGGGCAGCAGCGUACGCAAUCCAGACUUGGCAUCUCGUUUCCAAGAGUGAGCUGCUUAGUGGAAGUGUGCUGACUUCAGGCAAGGUAUCUGAGUGCAGCUCUGCUUCGUCUGAUUGAUAGAUACCCGCGACUUGAGAAGCUCCUGCAUCUCAAAGGCGAAUCUUUGGCACGACACUCUCCACCACCCUACUACAUUCAAGCAGACUUGCGAGGCACGAUAAUGGAGUCUGACAAUUCAAAUGGCAAUCGGAGACAGGCCAUCGACAUUCUAUCUCCCGAUCUACUCGGACAGAUGCGCUUCGAUGCCAUUGUCAUUGAUGCGCCACUCGAAACUUACGAGUGGGAUGAUCCCACGGGUGCUGGCUCUGCUGCGUGGGACUGGUCACAGAUCGCGAGUCUGCCAGUGUCUGCCCUUGCAGCCAAAGAAAGGUUCGUGCCUCGUCACGUCCCUACGAAUCAUGCCACGAGGCUGACAACUUGUCUGCGCUUCCACUUGAAGCUUCAUCUUCAUCUGGGUAGGAUCAGGAGCAGGCGAUGGGCUGGAGCGCGGACGCGAAAUCCUCGCCAAGUGGGGUUAUCGCCGGUGCGAGGACAUCGUCUGGGUGCGCGCCGACUCGGAGCAAGCUAGGCAGAGCGAGCCAGCAGCUACGACCGCUUUUACUCGCACCGCUCAGCACUGUCUGAUGGGCAUACGAGGUACGGUGAGACGAAGCAGGGACCAUCAUUUCGUCCACUGCAACGUUGAUACCGAUGUCAUCCUGUGGCCCGGUGAGGUCAAGGAGAGCUCUGCAUCAGCCAGUGACGGCACCUCAAAGGGACACAAGCUCAUCGACGUCCGCAAAAAGCCUCCGGAGCUUGUCGCUCUCGCCGAACACUUUUGUCUAGGCACAAGAAGAUUACAGUUAUUCGGCGACAAUCGCGGUUUGCGCAGAGGUUGGAUCUCUAUCGGCGACUGUGUUGGGCCUGAUCAGCCUGGCUGGGCUGAGGCUGAGAGAGGCCUAAAUGCAUGUGCUGCAGGCGUCCAUGGAGCUGGUCCUGCCCCAGAUGGUUAUGUGCAGCCGCCACCGCAACCUUUCGAUCGGGCUUCUUGGCAAGCCUCCGUGAAUCUCGAGUCUGUCUCCGGGGACCCCAAUCGUACCGUGGACCAGUCGUUGCUACCCUUCGACGCACAAAUCGACGAGCUGAGACCCAAAUCUCCCACGCGUCAGGCAGGACGCGUCUCUGGUCCACAAGCUGCACAUUCUCCAACCCUUGGUUGGAACGGGACACAUCUGAGAGAACCACGAGGUGACUACAUACAAGGCUCGACCAUGCGUGCAGCUCCUUUGACUAGGCCUCUGGAAGCCGGUCUGCCCUACAAUCUUCAGCCGGGGAUGCUCGCUCCGCAGCAGUUCUCCGGCAGUUGGGCACCAAGUGGUUUACCAACAGACGACGCGUACACCUCAAGGCAGACGGCUCUGCAUGCAACUUUGCACGCACCAGGAGGAGCAGGUUUGUCGGGCCUUGGCGCUGGCGGACCUCGCACGGUCAGCAUUCCUUCAGGCAACGACACUCUGUCCGGCCCACAGGCUUCCGUUCUACUCGGUCGAGCCACCAGAGGCAUUGGACCUACAGGCUUGGGCAGGCCCAGGUAG